Molecule: messenger RNA, 1894 nt
Organism: Aspergillus wentii DTO 134E9
Lineage: Eukaryota; Fungi; Ascomycota; Eurotiomycetes; Eurotiales; Aspergillaceae
Exons: 6
Coding region: 7-1500 (497 amino acids)
Molecular function (GO): aldehyde dehydrogenase (NAD+) activity
Source: RefSeq, a predicted model, not a curated record
CCAACCAUGGCCAACAUUCCAAGUGCCAAGGCUACCCAAACCAUCGAUCGAUCGUCCCUGGAGACGAAACUUUUCAUCAACGGACAGUAUGUGGAGGCAAAGACACCAGCUCGGAUGAGCUGCUACAGUCCGGAAGAUGACACUAUCGUCACGGACAGCGUGCACAAAGCCGUUCAAGACGAUGUCGAUGCCUCGGUGUCCGCUGCUCGGGCUGCAUUCUCUGCAUGGUCCAACACCCCUCCCUCGAAACGGGCUGAGAUUCUUGUGAAAUUUGCCGAUUUGAUCGAGGCCCAUGCAGAUCAGAUCGCUCUGCUCGAAGCGGUCUGCACCGGCAAGCCUUUGCAGGUCUUUCAUGGCUUUGAAAAGGUGCUUACGACUACGGUGUACCGAUAUUAUGCAGGAUGGUGUGGAAAGCUAGGCGGGGAGUCCUUCCCCUCCAAUGAUGGGACUGGCCUUUUGAAAAUCGUCCAUCGUGAACCUUUGGGUGUUUGUGCGGCUGUCAUAUCGUACAAUGGGCCGAUUGGCUUGAUGGCCCUCAAGGCUGCACCGUGCCUCGCAGCGGGGAACACAAUCAUCAUCAAAGCUAGCGAGAAGACGCCACUAUCUAGUCUCUAUCUGGGUAACCUAGCCAAUGAAGCGGGCUUUCCUCCUGGAGUAAUCAACUUCAUCUCAGGCGACGGUGAGACGGGUGGACUUCUCGCCGCCCAUAUGGAUAUUGACAAGAUUUCCUUUACUGGCAGUGUCGGGGUGGGCAAGAAGAUCGCCCAGGCUGCAGCACAGAGUAACCUCAAACGCGUCUCGCUGGAGCUGGGCGGGAAGAGUCCAAGCAUCAUCUUUCCAGAUGCUAAUAUGGAUGUAGCAAUCCAGUGGUGUGUCCAGGGUAUUGUGGGCUUGUCUGGACAGGCUUGCUUUGCUAGUUCGCGAAUCUACGUCCACAACGACAUCAAGCAACAGGUGAUCGAGCGUAUGCAGGCUGCCUUUCAACAGGUAGAUGGGCAGUACGGAGACGCAAUCUCUGAAACAACAUUGCAUCCCCCCAUGGUGGAUCGAGCCCACUUCGACCGCGUCUCCAGUUUUAUCGAAAGUGGCAAGAAUGAAGCCACACUGCUUACUGGCGGAGAUCAGAUGUUCAACAAGGGCUGCUGGAUUCGUCCUACCAUCUUCACUGACCCAUCGCCCAAUGCCACCGUGCACAAAGAGGAGAUCUUUGGUCCAGUAGUGGUGAUAUCAGGUUUCUCCGACGAAGACGAAGUGGUGAGUUGUGCAAACAAUAGCCCGUAUGGACUGCAUAGCGCUGUCUUUACCCAGGACAUCAACCGAGCCAUGCGGGUGGCCAGUAAGAUCACUACCGGAACUGUCUGUAUCAACUGCUGUGCCACUAUCGAUCCUAGCGUUCCAUUUGGAGGACGAGGACAAAGUGGAUGGGGACGAGAGCUGGGAAAGCAAGGAAUUGACGAAUACACCGAAGCAAAAACGGUGCUUAUCAACAUGAUGUAUUGAGAAGUGACAUGUGUACACUUCACCAUCUCGCUUGGCAAUCUCACAGUGGAUCUCACCUAUCCAGAUUGUCAUCCAGAUCGCCUGUGGCAGGGCUAAUCUAGUCGCUUCCAGCAGAGCAUCACAUCAUUGGUGGGAAUAGGAAUAUGCAGGUUGGUCCACUUGGGGUAAACUUGAAGUACUGUAUAGAGAGCUUUGAAGACCAUUCAACUGAGCGGUAUUUCUUUUUCUCCUGUUGAUUUCACAAACCUGCAUUGUCGUAGACGAUCCUGGUGGAUAAAGUACUUUUGGCUAUCAAAUUGUUCAUCUGUGUCUAGUCGGACGACGAGCUGAAGAUACUAUAUAAACCCGUCUGUCUACUUGACUGUAGAAUAAACAAAGAUCAUUACAAUCCAUU